AUGCUGUCAUACAGACUUGUAGCAGUUACCCUGACGGGCCUCGCAGCGGCAGUAUCGGCCUCGCCGGCCCUGCACGAGGAGCACCACCGCCGGCAGCUGAGUGGCACAAACGCCGAGUUCGACUAUGUGAUUGUGGGUGGCGGCACCGCAGGUCUGGUCCUCGCGAAUCGUCUCAGCGCCGACAAGAGCAUCAGCGUGGCCGUCGUCGAGGCCGGCGCGUACUACCAGAUCACGCAGCCUCUCAUCGCCUCGACGCCGGCGGGAGACACCUUGUUUGUCGGCUCGGACCCCAAGGACACGAACCCGCUCGUCGACUGGGACUUUGUCACCGAGCCCCAGGCUGGGGCGAAUGGGAGACGGAUCCACUAUGCCAGGGGAAAGUGCUUUGGUGGCAGCUCGGCGAGGAAUUUUAUGAUCUACCAGCGAGGGUCCAAACAGACGUAUCAGAAGUGGGCAGAUGCUAUCGGUGAUGACAGCUAUACCUGGGAUGCGUUACUCCCGCACUUCAAAAAGUCCGUGGCAUUCACCCCUCCGGGUUCAUCCAGAUUCAAGAAUGCCAGUGCCGAAUAUAAUCCGGAAGCCUUUUCGUCAUCCGGCGGUCCUCUCCGUGUUACCAGCGCAAAUUAUGCCCAGCCUUUUAGCACCUGGAUGGAACCAGCCCUGAACGAGAUUGGCAUCAAGUCCACCCAGGACUUCAACAGCGGCGAGCUGAUGGGAGCGCAGUACUGCUCCAGCACCAUUAACGCUGCCAAGCAGACCCGCGAAUCCAGUCAGACCUCGUUCUUGGACGAGGCUGCUAGCAGGUCCAACCUCAAAAUCUAUUCGAUGACCAAAGCCCGCAAGGUCAUAUUUGACGCCAACAAGAAGGCCACCGGCGUCGAGGUGCAGUCUGAGGUCGCCAACGCCUUAGGAGUGGGCAGCUUGACCAAAUACACCUUGUCAGCCCGCAAAGAGGUCAUCCUGUCCGCGGGGGCCUUCCAGAGCCCCCAGUUGCUCAUGCUAUCUGGCGUUGGUCCGCGUGACCAGCUGCAGAAGUUCAACAUCCCAAUCGUUGCGGAAAGGCCAGGUGUCGGACAGGGGAUGGAGGACCACGUCUUUUUUGGUCCAUCCUACCGGGUCAACGUCCAGACUCUGACGCGCCUAUCCAACGACGUCCUCUACACGGGUGCUCAGUUUGUCGGACCCUAUUCGAUACAGAAGCAGGGACCUCUGACGAACCCAGUGGCCGACUUUCUCGGUUGGGAAAAGACGCCCCGAGACCUGCUCACUCCCAACGCCACCUCGGUUCUGGACUCGAGGUUCCCAGCCGACUGGCCCGAGAUCGAGUACCUCUCAGCCCCGGGCUAUAUUGGCAACUUCAACAACCUCUUCACGUCCCAGCCCAAAGACGGCUACCAGUACGCCACGAUCCUGGGAGCCCUCGUCGCCCCGAUAUCGAGGGGCACCGUGACCCUCAAGUCGGCCAGCCCCAACGACCUGCCCCUGAUCGACCCGGGCUGGCUGACCGACCCGACGGACCAGUGCGUGGCGGUGGCUGCGUACAAGCGCCUGCGCGCCGCGUUUGCGAGCAAAGCCAUCCGCGGCGUCCUGGCCGACCCCGUCGAGUACUUCCCCGGCCCGGCCGUCCAGACCGACGAGCAGCUGCUGCAGACCAUCAGGGAGACCGUCAUGACGGUCUGGCACGCCUCGUGCACGUGUCGCAUGGGCAAGGCGAACGACCCGAAUGCCGUCGUUGACAGCAAGGCUAGGGUUAUUGGCGUCACGGGCUUGAGGGUCGUCGACGCGAGCAGCUUUGCCCUGUUGCCUCCUGGGCAUCCUCAGAGCACCGUCUAUGUUCUGGCUGAGAAGAUCGCGGCUGAGAUUUUGGCGGGGAAGAAGUAG
Messenger RNA from Pyricularia grisea, 1881 nucleotides. RefSeq lists its product as uncharacterized. The transcript has 2 exons. Gene Ontology annotation, molecular function: flavin adenine dinucleotide binding; oxidoreductase activity, acting on CH-OH group of donors. Gene Ontology annotation, biological process: secondary metabolite biosynthetic process. Bases 1 to 1881 code for a protein of 626 amino acids. Lineage: Eukaryota; Fungi; Ascomycota; Sordariomycetes; Magnaporthales; Pyriculariaceae. The record is from RefSeq and is a predicted model, not a curated record.